AUGACCUCCGGACACAACCAACCACCUGCUGCGGAUUCUGCUCCUGCCCCACCACCAMGGAAGAGGAGACGGCGCACGGCCGCAAGUGGUGCCGCCGAUGACUGCUUUUCGUGCCGCAAAGGAAAUGUUGUGUGCGACCGCAAACGACCCUAUUGCACCCAAUGCAUAGAAAUCGGCAAGGAGUGCUCAGGCUACAAGACGACUCUGACGUGGGGAGUUGGCGUUGCAAGUCGGGGAAAGCUUCGAGGUCUAUCAURUCCCGUUGCGGGCAUUGAUGCUCAUGCAGAAGAGCUUCGGCGGAGGAAGAUCUCUGUAGGCAAGCCUGUCAAGCAGGAAGAGCAACCCGAUGCUACGCUUGCCAGUGCGGCUUUCCAUUCAUCUUACUCGGCCUCCCUUCCUCUGAACAUUCACGGAUCGGGAUUCCACCCUUCGCUGCCCACCAUUCAGGCUCGUCAAGAAGGAUGGCAGUUCCAUGGCUUUCAACCUCCUCCUCGCGCCGGCCCUUCAUCCUUACAGCAUCGAAACCUGCAGCACAUUCACACCUCCAUGCCUCAGUACGAUGGGCCAGGCGCUCCUCAUUCCGCGAGCUCGACGGGGUCGUUUCCAGACGACUUCUCACCUCAUUUUGACUUCCCACGGACGCCAGGCUCUGUCAACAUCUCGGAGUCGUUCCAGCCAAAUCGGCCCAUGUCGUAUACUAGCCAGCCGCUGAGUAGCUCAAUUGACAGCUUAAACAGCGCUUCCAUGGACUCCUACGAUACGCUGAGCUCCAGCAUUGACUCCAUUMGUAGUAGGGGGUCGUAUAAUGACCAUGGUCACUGCCACGACUCUGCGCUACCCGAGCUUGAUUCUUUCCAUCAAGGCAUGGCCCAUGAUGAGAUGCUUUUCAGCCCGGGUGUUGAUGUGCACUUCAAUUACAACCCCUUCGACCAGCUCGACUUACAAGAAGAAGAGUCCGACACCAAGACGAUGAACAUCUUCGACACGCGCUUCAGCAGCCCGUUCUUCAACAUGACGCCGCGCUUGCAAUCCUUGAUGGAGUAUUAUGAUCGCCAUAUUUGCACAUAUUUGGUUGCCUUUGAUGGUCCCGAGAAUCCAUAUCGCAAGCACAUCCUCCAGCUCGCCGUUCACAACGAAGGACUACAAAACGCCAUUGCCGCGCUAGCAACCAACAACAUCCGCAUGAGGAAGGAGCCUCUCCCGCGGCGACUAGGGUUUGUUGAAGAACUUACCAACGCUUUCGAUGGCACCAGCAGGUCUGGUGCAAGUGAGCCUUCGCCUGAAGAGACGUGCUACAAGCAAAUGUCGAUCGAUCAGUUGAACACGCAGUUGACAGACGCCCGUGCAGCUCAGGACGACUCCGUUCUAGCGACUCUUCUAAUUCUGUGCCUCUUCYAUGUGUGUGAUAGUGGCUUCUCCAAGUUCAAGACUCAAUUGGCUGGUGUUCAGAAGUUGCUUUCUCUCCGCAACCCCCACGCCCAAUCCGAGUUUACGGGCUGGGUGGAAAUGUUCUUCAUCUGGUUCGACGUCAUGACCAGUGCCGUGAAUGACCGCGAGACGCAGAUCAGAGGCGAGACACUCGACAUGCUGGAUUACUCGGCCAAUCUAGGAGCACUGGAGCAGUUCUCAGGCUGUGACGGACGAUUGUUCAAGCUCAUUGCARGGCUCGGCCGGCUCAACCUUCUAGCGCAAGGGAGACCCGUCAAGCCUCAGGAAGGCCCGCGGCGUUCCUUUACGAGUAAUCCUCUCCAAUCGUCCCCAUCAAGGAAGCGAAAAACGUUUUCUUCCACCGCCGACUACAGCAAGAUGGACGGCAACGGCUGGGGCAGCCCCAUCUACUCCGACGACGACACUGACGGCUCGGGUGAAGACGAGUUGAGACAUCACAACAUCGACGAGAGACGUGAAUUCUGGACCGAGUGGUCCGAUAUUCGCGCAAGGUUACAAGCAUGGCAAAUGGAGACCGGUUCCACGCCGGCUUCCACCCAGCCAACAACCUCACCAGGGUAUGAGCUGGGUCAGCGUGAUCUGCUCCACAUCAACGAGAGCUUCCGCUUCUCCGCCCUUCUCUACACAGAACGGCUUGGUCAGCCCAUGCUGCCCAGCUCUCACUCAAAUUUCCAAAAAUACGUUUCAAAAGCACUGUUUCACAUCACCGCACUCGAGAUUACAAGCUGCGUCAACAAGUUCUUGCUGUGGCCUCUGUUCAUCACAGGGACCGAGUGUGUCAGCGAAGGACAUCGUAACAUCAUCCGCACGAGGUGCAUAGAGGUUCAGAAGGAGAGCGGAUUCUUCAACAACAUCAGCAGUCUAGAAGUGUUGGAGAAGGUGUGGCGGGAGAUGGGCAACAAUGGACCAGGCGCGGAGGUGGCUGAGAUAAGAGCUCGCAGGCGGGACUCUGAGGCUGGGCGGACGGGAAGAUAUGGGCAGGCAUUCAGGUGGCGGAAAGCCAUGGAUCGAGUUGAUGGAGAGUACAUCAUUAUAUAG
This is a messenger RNA of Ramularia collo-cygni, 2487 nucleotides long. RefSeq lists its product as uncharacterized. Lineage: Eukaryota; Fungi; Ascomycota; Dothideomycetes; Mycosphaerellales; Mycosphaerellaceae. Gene Ontology annotation, cellular component: nucleus. Gene Ontology annotation, molecular function: zinc ion binding; transcription cis-regulatory region binding; DNA-binding transcription factor activity, RNA polymerase II-specific. Bases 1 to 2487 code for a protein of 828 amino acids. The record is from RefSeq and is a predicted model, not a curated record. The transcript has a single exon. Gene Ontology annotation, biological process: positive regulation of transcription by RNA polymerase II.